Molecule: messenger RNA, 2127 nt
Organism: Saccharomyces paradoxus
Lineage: Eukaryota; Fungi; Ascomycota; Saccharomycetes; Saccharomycetales; Saccharomycetaceae
Gene: SPP382
Product: mRNA splicing protein SPP382
Exons: 1
Coding region: 1-2127 (708 amino acids)
Biological process (GO): spliceosomal complex disassembly
Cellular component (GO): U2-type post-mRNA release spliceosomal complex
Molecular function (GO): nucleic acid binding
Source: RefSeq, a predicted model, not a curated record
AUGGAGGAAUCGAAUUCGAACACAGAUGAAAAGUCCUUUUUCAAAAAAAGAAGAGUCGAUCCCUAUAAUUAUAGCGAUGAGGAAGAUGAUGAAUCAGUCAUAGGUAGUGACACGGCAUACGCCAAUGAUGCCUUGAAAACGAGUAAUGGUAGCGUCCCAAUGAUCUCAAAAUUGACAAAGACAUACGGUAUUGGGGCGAAGUUGCUUUCGAAGAUGGGAUAUGUUGCGGGAAAAGGGCUUGGGAAGGACGGUUCCGGUAUAGCUACACCAAUAGAAACUCAAAGCCGACCUAUGCAUAAUGCCGGUCUAGGAAUGUUUUCAAAAACCAUCACCAAUAGCUAUGACAGUGAAGAUGAGGAUCGCUUGAGCUCUGGUGAUGAGGUGGUGGAAGGAGUAGAACAAGUCAAAUUCAAUAAAACCUCCACCGAAAUUUUAGGCGAACGUCUGUUACAUGAUAGUGGCGAUAUGACUAUAGUACAGACGCUGAGAGAGUUGAGGAUAGCAGGGGUACAAUUACCUGAUAAGAUCUUAAAAGAACUAGAUCUUCUAAAUACAGUACCAAAGUCGAAAAAGGACGCGUUUGUGGAGUCAUUGCAAGAACUGCUAGGUAUUGAAAGAAGUUUGGAAACUAUUCGUCAGCGCACCUCUCCGUUAGAAGUGCAAAUCAGAGAAUAUGAUGGGCAACAGAGGCUCCUUUCCGAGUUGGAAGUUACUUUGAGGGACGAAAGUGGCCAUAUCUCCUUGUUUGAUAAGAUCAGUACUAUUUUAAAAUUAUCCGAUGACGAGCUCAUAGACAGGUUAACGUCCACCUUAUUGAGCAAAGAGUUAUUAAUAGAAUUAGAUGUGGAUCAUUUAGAAAACUCAAGUGACGUACUUAAUGAAUUAACACAUAUUAUAGAGCUGCUGACGUAUAGGAUGGAUACGGCGUCGAAAUUUUUGAACAGGACACAAACAACAAUAUUUAAAAUAAUAUAUCCCAAACUUGAAAAAUUCUGGAAAGGGUUUGAUUUGACUAAAUCUAAAAUCGCCAGUACUAUUACCUUACUGCUGGAUUUCGAACAAGCGUUAAAUUUUAUUGAGUGUAGGGAGCAUAUUAUGGAGGAAUUUAUCUAUCCAAAGCUGUUACAGGCACUGGAUAAUUGGGAACUUUACGAUCAAGAAGGACAUGUUUCACCAAGAGUAUGGGUCUUGGAUUUUAUGGUCCUGAUUGAUGAUAAAGUCAAAGAAAAAAUCGUGAACAAGAUUGAAGCGAAAUUUCUUACUUACUGUAAAAAUUGGUACCACAGGGAAUCAUUUUGUAUCACUAAUGCUAAUAUUAUAUUUAUUAGAGAACUCAUCUGUGAAAAAAGGUAUUACAGAAUUUUAUGUAAGGAGUUUCUUCCUAAAUUUCUGGAUGAGUUAUGGGAAAGACAUAACGAGCCUAUAUUUGAGCUAGAGGAUUGGAAGGAAAAACAAGAAGAGGGAGAAAAAGAUUCUGGAUUCUUCUACUUUAUGAAAAAACUGAGGAGUUAUACCCAUUAUUUUCAUCCGAAACAGUAUGAAUUGAUGGUACGGGGAACUUUCAAUAAUAUAAACAAAAUCCUUUAUCAAUGGCAUCUUUAUAGUACAGUGAAGGACUUGCAUAAGUCAAAAUGGUGGCUUAAUUGGCUGAUGAAUACGGUAUUUGAAGACUCUUUACCAACAGGAAUGGAACUAUUGGAGGUCAGAAAAAGUUAUACUAUAUUUGCCAUGUCUGAUAGACUCCACAUUGAUAAAUCUACACUGGAUGAAGAUUUCGAUCUGAGACUAGGUUUACGAAACUUGAUGGAAACACAGGUGAUCGACGAUAUCAAUAGACUUGAACAGGUGCCUACUUAUAGUAUACAAAAUAUUCCGCUUGCGAAAGUUGGCAGUUCUUUUAAAGAUGUGGUGGAAGACUACUGUUUGGAAAAAGGGUACUUGAUCAGCAAAAUACCGAAUAGGUAUACUCAACUGCCAUAUGGAAGAGAUCGAGAUUGUAUAGUUCCUUUAUUUGAGAUCCGAAACGGGAGGAAGACAGUGGAAGUUGCUUUAAAACACGACAUUCUUUGGGUGGAGGAUUCUACUGGGACCUUUAAACCAAUUUAUUUAUGGGCUCUUAACCUCUAG